Molecule: messenger RNA, 1546 nt
Organism: Zeugodacus cucurbitae (melon fly)
Lineage: Eukaryota; Metazoa; Arthropoda; Insecta; Diptera; Tephritidae
Exons: 2
Coding region: 170-1309 (379 amino acids)
Source: RefSeq, a predicted model, not a curated record
UGGUUUGGCAUCAGUUCGUGACUUGCUCUUCCCUACAAAGCUUCCUUUACAGCUCAGUGUAUAGUGUACGCUUCCGGUGGAUAAAGAUACAUUUUGGAAUAACUUUGAAGUUAACGAUUAAAGGACUCGCAACCUUUAAGUCACUUUUGUUUUUGUUGUUUUGUGCAUAAUGCGUGUUUUUGUGUUAGUGAGCUGCUUGAUAGCGGGCGUUUUGGCGCGUCCUGAGGCUGGCUACACCUAUAAUGGAUUACUGCAGAAUUCCGCCUCAUUGCAACAGCAAUUGCCCUCCGAGCAUGCUUUUGCCAAUUUCGCCGCCCCACCACCGACCACUUAUGGCACUCCUCUCUCCGCGGAGCCCGCUUUGAACAACAUUGAACAGCCUGUCGAAGCAACCGCACCCGAAGAUGUCAAUCAACAGCAAUACCAGGCACCUCAACCACUGCCACUUGAUCAGCAGGAUUCCUACAAUGCCGCCUACCAACAGUCGAGCAUAUCACAAGAUGGCGGUUACGCUUACGCACCACAGCCCACCACAGUUCACAAACAUGUUUACGUGCAUGUGCCACCCAAGGACUUCGAGGAUGAGGAUGUGAUCGAGACACGCGUGCGUCAUGCGCCAGCUGCCAAGCAAAAGCACUACAAGAUCGUCUUCAUUAAGGCACCAGCACCACCAUCCAUUCGCCCACCAGUUGUGCCACCACCACCACAAAACGAAGAGAAGACACUCAUUUAUGUGUUGCACAAGAAACCCGAAGCCACCAAGGAUAUUGUUAUACCGACUGCUGCGCCAACCAAACCCUCCAAACCAGAAGUCUACUUCAUCAAGUACAAGACCAAGAAGGAGGAAGCACCCGUUUAUGGUCCACCACCACAACAUCAACAACAACCCCAGCAGAAUGACAACAUCAACGACAAUGGCAACGGCAACGGCAACAACAUUAUCCCUGUCGAUAUGGAUCCUCGUCAUGCUGAUGUGCCUGCCGGCGAGUAUGGUGCUCCUGCAGCUGAUGACUUCUCUGCUGAUCUCACUGCGCCACUCACCACCAUUCAGCCCGCAUUGGAAUCGGAGCAGCCGCAAUCGCUCGACCAGCAACCACAGUUCGUAAACGAUCUGCCGGCCGAUGCUUUUGAUUUGCCAACUGCUUUGCCCUUCGCCGCUGGCGAUCAGCCACAGCCCACCAUUCAGGCACCAAGCAACCAAUAUUUGGCACCUGAAUCCAUGGCGCCCAUCGUGGUGGAAGAGCCCACACACUUGCCAUCGUCCAACUACGGACCACCCAGCAAUCGCUUCUUCUUGAAGAAGAAGUAAACGGUGCUUGUUAUUAAGUAAUAAGAGCGGAGAGGAGCUCCAACAACUAGUAAAAUUCCACAAACAUAUUUAGCAUAAUAGUCAUUGGAAGCGAAAAAGGAGGAAAGUAGGACUCUGUUCAUCAGUUGGCCAUACACACAUACACCCACACAUACGCGUCAACAUACAGCACAUGUUAAACUCAAAUUGCACUCAUACAUACAUACGCGUUAAAUAAUUUUGUUUGAUUUUGUUUUA